Mollisia scopiformis is the source of this 2520-nucleotide messenger RNA. RefSeq lists its product as uncharacterized. The transcript is spliced from 3 exons. The record is from RefSeq and is a predicted model, not a curated record. NCBI's taxonomy places the organism in Eukaryota, Fungi, Ascomycota, Leotiomycetes, Helotiales, Mollisiaceae. The coding region runs from base 1 to 2520 and encodes 839 amino acids.
AUGUCCCAACAGGGUGCAUCUUCAUCUGCUUUAACCAGUGUUCCUCCUCGAUUUUACAAGCCAUUCAUUCUCCGAGCACCCGGUCUACUCUUCAUAUUUGCAAUAUGCCUCGCGCUCAUUGCGAUCCUGGAAUAUGCUGCACGGACUCUACCCCUUGUCGAGAACAGAAUACAUGUUCCGGAAAUUUCCAAGCUCAGUAACCUGCUGCAAAGACGUCAGGAUACCCAGAGCAGCUUCGAAGUGCUUGAAGUGUCCGCAGCGAGCACAUUCCCGACUAUACUCACGAAUGUUAUGUCAGGUGAUAAUGGUUUAUUUGCAUCCGCAAAGCCCUUCGAACGACCAUGGAGACUAAAUCUUGCGGCUCGCACCGUUUCGCCAAGCACAUCUCCGGCAAUUACAACUCCGCCUACUUCAAUGCCAUCGUCUGCAUCAACAACGCCAGUAGAGACAGCAACUACUAUGCCAGGCGAAUAUCUGGCUAUCAGCAGCGUCUCCACUUCGACAGCGUAUACGUCAGCCACAAUUCCAAGUGCUUACGUACCAACUACCAGCACACUGACCGAAAGUCCCCAGUCAAUCAGUCCCGGCACGAUCAAUUCGCCCAAUUGGCUGACCGAAACCUUCUUCUCAACCAAUCCCGGGGCAUAUGUCACUACCAAUAGCUACUCUACAGGAGUUGCUUCAACAAAUGCAUACCUUGCUACUGCUACCAAAGUUCUUGUCUCUACUUCUCUCAGCACUGAUGCUGUGGGUCAAGUAAACACCAUUCUUAAUACAUACACAAUUACACAAACACAGCAAAUUAUCACGCAGACAGGCCUCUCGACAGUAAUCACAACCAACUCUGCCGGAUACGCUCAGACAGCCACCGUACCGUACACGUCAGUGGAAACGCUCCAACCAAGUCCAGAUUCCACCCAGGAUAAUAACUCGAAAUUUCAGACUGUCUUGAUCACCUGGCCACUCUGGUGGGUAUUUGUAGCAGGAUACUUACCUCUGCUCCUAGCAAUCUUCGUCAAAAUCUUCUGGACAUCUCUUUAUGCGAACGUCAAGCUUCUAGAGCCUUUCAUUCAACUAUCACAUCCAGAUGGUGCUCUCGCUAGUGAUGUGCUCCACACCUUUUAUCUCUCCAGCAACUUGACACCUGAUCCAAUCAUGGCACUUUUCAAAGGACGAUGGCUUAUGUUCUGGACCUCCUCGGCGUAUCUAGUAGUCGGACUCUUGGCACCGCUAGCAUCUGAGGUUUUGUUCCUCGACUUGCACUAUGGAUGUGGUUCCGAGAUGUGUUGGCCUCCUAAACUUUCCGCUGAUGGGACAGUCCUUCGCCUUCUUCAAGGUCUUCUCUCCUUCAUCGCUAUCAUGAGUCUUACCAUAAUGUUCAUGGUGUACCGGAGUACCACGGGAGUUUACUCGAACCCAUCUUCUAUUGCCUCUAUCGCGUGCUUACUUCAUCAUCCCGAAGUCCUUGACGAUUUCAGAAGUAUGAAUGACAACAUAUCAUCCAAAAGUCUUAAAGCACACAUAGGUGACAAACGAUAUCAGCUGGGCAUGUACCAGGGACAAGAUAGAGUACAGAGGUAUGGUAUCAUUCCUGCUACUCAGACAUACUCCCCUGGCUGGACACAGAUAUCCUUGAAGCCUGCUACAGAAUCUAUCAAGCCUGAAAAAAAGACUCAUCGAAUUUCUUUUAUCAUCGACAUUGUUUUUGUGACGUUUAUUUUUGGGCUGCUAGGUGUAGUUGUAGCGUAUUUCUUGGAUGGGUCCAAUUCUGGUUUCAACCGUUUUUUCAACAGCAAUUUGUUUGGACCUCGCUUCUUCAUGUCGUCGAUGGGAACCAUAAUAGCUAUGUACUGGAAGGGUAUUGAACGAAGUAAGUGGCUUCCGAACCCUUUUCGUCGCGUCUCUUCUCAGAAAGCGCUUCCGCGGCCAGGAUUUCACUACUUCGAUGUUGAGAUUAUGGUUACGGAGCACAGACAAUUGACAGUCGUGACAGAAGUACAGACCCUUACACCAUUUCGCCGACUCAUACAGUCAUCAGCGCCAGCAAAAUCCAGCAUCCUCUUCCAACGACACAGUCUCCCACCUUUAGUGCUCUACACCUCCCUCAUCCGAGGUCACUUCUUCGCCGCACUUAUAGCAUUCACCACCUUCCUCGCAGAUAUCCUUACAAUAACCCUCGCCAUAAUACCUUACUCCCCAAACGAAAUCUACCUCGAGCUCCUGAUCUGUGCGUAUACCUCUAUGGCCAUUUUGGGCAUAAUGGUUCUUGUCGUAGUGGGACUCUUGUUUUGGAAGCUGAAAUUGAAGGACAUGCCAAGGAAACCUGAUACUUUAGCCGGAGUGAUGAGUUACCUGUGUGAUAGUCAUUUUCUGGCGGACUUUGAAUGUUGUGAGAGGUUGAGUAGUGAGGAGAUGGAGAAGAGGAUUGGCAGAGCGGGGAAGAGGUAUGCGUUUGGGCAGUUUGUGGGUGUGGAUGGGAAAAAGAGGUGGAUGGUUGAAGAAGAAAGUGUGAUCUCAUAA